UCAUUGCGUGGAACGACUUACAUCAUCACCGCUUGACCUACUUAGGAAGAGGAAGUUGGUGACAGGGGUGACAGGAACCAUUGUUUACUUUUUAGAAAUGACCUGAGUUUCUGAAAAAAAACUACUUUGACAUCUGAUAAAAGUUACAAAUUUGACGUAGCAAGCUGUAAAGAUGAAGUUUGCAGAGCAUCUUGGGGCCCACAUAACGCCCGAGUGGAGAAAGCAGUACAUUCAGUAUGAGGUGAUGAAGGAUAUGCUGUAUCAAGCCCAAGAACAGGCCCCCUCUGAGGAAGUGACUGAUGAGAGUAUUAUUCAGCGCUACUUUGCCAGAUUUGAUGAGAACUUUUUUCAGUUCUGUGAUAAAGAGCUUGCCAAAAUCAACACAUUUUUCUAUGAGAAGAUCUCGGAGGCAACGAGGAAGUACGCGAGUCUGAAGUCGGACCUUCAACACUACACGGAGCAUGAGAAAAAACCCUCCACCCUUCAUCUGCGGCGACGAAGAGCCAGUGUCGGCUUCUUCAAGGAGAAGGAAAACAAGGAGCUUAACAGGACUCGCAAGCUCCAUGAUAUGAAGCUGGCCUUCAGUGAGUUCUACUUGAGUCUGAUACUCCUUCAAAACUACCAGACCCUUAACUUCACUGGAUUCCGCAAAAUCCUCAAGAAACAUGAUAAGUUAAUGAAGACGACCCGGGGGAUGGUAUGGCGACGGUCACACGUUGACACGGCAGCUUUCUACACAAACAAGGAGGUUGACCAUCUCAUAAAUGAAGUUGAGCAAAAUGUAACCACAAGCCUGGAGGGAGGGAACAGAUCGAAAGCAAUGAAAAGACUGAGGGUUCCACCACUCGGAGAUAAGGAAAACCCUAUGACCACAUUCCGAGUGGGCUUGUUUUCGGGUGUGUUUGCUGUCCUUGUUAUUGUCAUCAUGAUCUCGGCAUUCUUCACAUGGCAGCCUGGACCUUGGGAGCCAGCCCUGAGAAUGUACCGAGGGAUGUUCAUUGUGAUCCUCGACAUCUUUCUGCUCGGUAUUAACACAUAUGGUUGGCGAUCCUCUGGAGUGAAUCAUGUGCUCAUUUUUGAGAUCGACCCUAGACAUCAUCUUACACAUCAACAGCUCAUGGAGCUGUCCACGGGCCUAGCGGUUGUCUGGUGUGUGAGUACGCUGGGAUAUCUGUACAGCGAUUUACUUGGCGUGUCCGGGUACAUCUUCCCCCUGGCCAUGGCAGGCUUCAUGCUAUUGUUUCUUAUCAACCCACUCAAGAUACUACACCAUAGCUCUAGAAUGUGGCUCCUCAGAAUUCUGUUCCGGAUUUUCACCUCACCGUUCCACCAUGUGGGAUUUGCAGACUUUUGGCUGGCUGAUCAGCUGAACAGUCUAGUUACAGUUCUCCUGGAUUUUGAGUUCAUGGCUUGCUUCUAUGCAUUCGAGGUCGACUGGUUGGGGCCUGACAGACCAAGUGUUUGCACCAAACGAGUGUAUGGUAUACGAACAGUGAUCAGCAUCCUGCCAGCGUGGUUCAGAUUUGCUCAGUGCCUGCGCCGAUAUCGCGAUACAAAGCUUGUGUUUCCUCAUAUAAUCAAUGCCGGGAAAUAUUCCACUUCUUUCCUAACUGCGAUAUUUUCUACACUCUACCACUUACAGAUUGAGCUAAAUGGUGAAGAAAAUCGACAGAACCAUGCCUUCUUCUAUCUGUGGAUUGUGUCGGCUGUAUUCAGUUCCUGUUAUACGCUGACCUGGGACUUGAAGAUGGACUGGGGUUUGCUUGACUCUGGUGCAGGGGAAAAUAGGUUCUUAAGAGAAGAAACUGUGUAUGCAUAUAAGUUCUAUUACUACUUUGCGAUGGUGGAGGAUUUUGUUCUGCGGUUUGUGUGGUCGCUCUCUGUAUCCGUAGGUGAAGGUCUUCUUGUGCACAGUGAAAUCCUGCGCACCCUGCUUGCCUCACUGGAAAUAUUCAGGCGAUUUGUAUGGAACUUUUUCCGACUUGAAAAUGAGCACUUGAACAACUGUGGUCAAUUCAGAGCUGUCAGAGACAUUUCUAUAGCUCCGAUAGAUUCAAGCGAUCUUUCGCAGCUUAUCGAAAUGAUGGAUGAAGAUGAUGGUGCAUUUAUUCAUCGAUCUGAAAAACGUAGACUGAUUGGAAAGUCAAAACCUAAAGAUAAACUUCACCUCGAAGACAAAGUUCCUAACAACAUUCCUUGGAAGUUCAAGGGUGUGUAGUAUGCUGUGUCUAUUUAUAACCUUUGAAGAUCAAGCGUGCAAAGUGUACUGAGUCCAUUGUCACCUUGUACAUUCAAGGAUAUAUAGCCUGCUUUGAGGACAAGGUUCCUGACAACAUUCCUUUGAAGUUGAAGGGUGUAUAGUGUGCUGUGUCCAUUGUAGCCAUUGAAGAUCAAGUGUGUAAAGUGCAUCCAUCAUCAUCUUGUACACUCCUUGGAUGUAUAGCCUGGGUGACCAUUGUUAAUUUAGAAGUUGUCCUUUGUACAUUGUAACUCUGGAUAAAGGGUGUACACUAUAGUAAUCCAGCAUCCAUUGUCACCUUGGGAGUUCAAGGCAGUGUAGCCUGCUGCGUCUAUUGUGACCUUGGAAGUUCAAGGUUGUAAAAUAUGCUGUGUUAACUAACACCUUGGAAGGUCACAGAUUUGCAGCAUAAAGCAUUCAUUGUCUCCUUGGAAGUUCAAGGUCGUUAAGUGUGUUGCAUCAAUUUGGAAGUUUAAGGUAGUAAAGCUUGCUGCGUCCAUUUUUACCUUGGAAGUUCAAGGAAGUAUAGUGUGCUGCGUCCAUUGUCACCUUGAAAAUUCACGGGUGUAUAGCAUAAAGAAUUCAUUGUCACCUUGAAAGUUCAAGGUCAUGUAGCAUGCAGCAUCCAUUUUCACCUUGAAAAUUCAAGAUCAAAAAGCAUGCAGCAUCCAAUGUCACCAUGAAAGUUCAAGAUUGUUUAGCAUGCUGCGUCCAUUGUCAUCUUGAAGUUCAAUGAUGUAAAGGUACUAUGUCCCCAUUAUCACUUUGGUAGUUGAAAGGAGUAUAUAUAGUGUUGCUGUGGCCAUAGUCACCUUGGAUGUUAAAGGGUGUUUAGCAUGCUGUGACCAUUUUCACCUUGAAAGUCAUUCUGUGUCCAUUGCAACUUUGAAUCUUCAAGGAUGUAUAGCAUGCUUCAGCAAUUGUCAUUUUGGCAGUUCAAGGCUAUAUAACUGGCUGUGACCAUUGUCACCUGACUGUACAGCAUCUAUUGUUACCGUAUAUGUUCACAGGUGUAUAGUCUGUUGCGUCCAUUGUCACCCUGGAGUUCAAGGUCGUAAAGCGUGCUUCAUCCAUUGUCACCUUAGAGGUUCAAGGUCGUAUUGCAUGCUUUAUCCAUUGUCACCUUGGAAGUUCAAGUGUGAAUAACGUGCCUUGUCAAUUGCCACCUUAGGAGAUCAAGGGUAUAUAGCAUGCUGCGCCCAUUGCCACCUGGGGGUUUUAUAGUGUGCUGCAUCCAUUGUCACCUUCGAACUUUACAGGUGUAUAGCAUGCUACAUCCAUUGUCACCUUAAAAUUUCACAGUUGCAGAACAUGCUUAAUUUGUUGUCACCUUGGAAGUUCACAGGUGUAUAGUGUGCUUCACCCAUUGGAAUGGGUGAAUAACAAGGGUGAAUAACUUGCUGUGUCAACUGCUACCUUUGAAGUUCAAGGUUGUAUGUAUGCUGCUUCUAUUGCCACCUUUGAAGUUCAAUUAUGCAAGGCAUGCUACAUCCAUUGUCAUCUGGGAAGUUCACAGGUGUAUAGCAUGCUACAUCCAUUGACAUCUGGGAAGUUCACAGGUGAAUAGUAUGCUACAUCCAUCGUCAUCUGGGAAGUUCAAGGCUGAAUAGUGUGCUGUGUCAAUUGCCACCUUAAAAGUUCAGAAGUGUGUAGUAUGCUACAUUCAUUGUCACCUUGGAUGUUCAAGGUUGUACAGCAUGCUGUGACUUUUUCACCUAGUCUACUUGACAUCUGAUGAUAUUUGGAAUAUUUUGUUGUUGUUUUUCAAAAGUUAAUUUGAAAAUGAAUGUAUUUUAAGUAGGACAUGAAUUAUUAUAGGAAAGUGUAAGCUCACAGCAUCACUGCAUUUGUUACAAUUAUUAUAUUAAAUGAAAUAUCUACAGUAUUAUAUGAAUUGUAAAUAUUGUUUUACAAAAUGUAUAAUAUAUGAAUUGUAUAUGUUAAAAGAUAUGUGCAAUAAAGAGAAAAGCUAA
Molecule: messenger RNA, 4212 nt
Organism: Mya arenaria
Lineage: Eukaryota; Metazoa; Mollusca; Bivalvia; Myida; Myidae
Product: xenotropic and polytropic retrovirus receptor 1-like
Exons: 17
Coding region: 173-2218 (681 amino acids)
Biological process (GO): cellular response to phosphate starvation; phosphate ion transport
Cellular component (GO): Golgi apparatus; plasma membrane; cytoplasm
Molecular function (GO): inositol hexakisphosphate binding
Source: RefSeq, a predicted model, not a curated record